UGGUGGCGCCGCGGCCGGGCGGCUCCUCCCUCGUCCCGGCCCCGCGCGGAGCGGACGGACGCGGUUCCCACGCUGGCGCCUGGCGACCGGGUGCGGUGCGGAGGGGCCUCAGGAAAACCGGGGCCGCCCAGCUGGCUCCGCAACUGCCCCCAGUUCUGAGGGAGGCUUCACAGGGUCACCAACGGCCUCAAAGGGAGGCCCAGCCAGUCCCCGGCCCCGCGGCGUUUCCAUGGAGGACCCCACCACGUUUGCUGCGCACUGGCUGCCCAGUGACCCCCGCCUCUUGGCCACGGUGACCAACGCAUUCCUGGGUACACGCGUGUUUCACCACGCGCUGCAUGUGAGCGGCGUGUACAGCGGUGCCGGUGGGGACACGCACCGGGCAGUGCUGCCCAGCCCCCUCAACGUCCGGCUGGAGGCCCCUGCAGGAAUGGGGGCGCCACUGACCGAGACCUUCGCCCUGGACACCAACACAGGCUCCUUUCUUCACACCCUGGAGGGCCCCCACUUCCGGGCCUCCCAGUGCAUCUACGCACACCGCACGCUGCCCCACGUCCUGGCUUUCCGUGUGUCCAUCGCCCGCCUGGCUGCGGGGAGCGGGCCCAUCACGCUGCUGCUGCGGUCAGCCUUCUCCCCGGAAAGCCCAGACCUGGAGCUGCACCCGGGUCCUGACUUCCAGGGAGCCCGGUACCUGUACGGCCACACGCUCACCCCGGAGCAGCCCGGGGGGCCGCAGCAGGAGGUGCACAUGCUGUGGACACCCGCGCCCCCAGACCUGACCCUUGGGGAAGGUGAGGAGGAGGAGACCUGGGACUUCCUGACCGUCGUGGGUGGCAGCCAGGCCGAGGUCCAGGCCUGCCUCAAGGAGGCUCUGCGGCUGCAGGCCGAGGGAGCCCUGUACUCGGCCCACGCGCUGGCCUGGGCCCAGCUCUGGGCAGAAUGUGGCUUGGACGUGGCGGGGCCCCUGCCCCUGCGCCAGGCCCUGCGUGGCUCCCUCUACUACCUGCUCAGCGCCCUGCCCCAGCCCAAGGCCCCAGGAUACAUCUGCCAUGGCCUCAGUCCUGGGGGCCUCUCCAACGGGAGCCGUGAGGAAUGCUACUGGGGCCACGUCUUCUGGGACCAGGACCUCUGGAUGUUCCCGAAUAUCCUGAUGUUCCACCCAGAGGCUGCCAGGGCCAUCCUGGAGUACCGCGUGCGAACGCUGGGCGGGGCCCUGGAGAAUGCCCAGAACCUGGGCUACCAGGGAGCCAAGUUUGCCUGGGAGAGUGCAGUUUCUGGCCUGGAGGUCUGCCCCGAGGACAUUUACGGGGCCCAGGAGGUCCACGUCAAUGGGGCCGUGGUGCUGGCCUUCGAGCUGUACUACCAUGCCACCCAGGACCUGCAGCUCUUUCGAGAGGCUGGUGGCUGGGACGUGGUCAGUGCCGUGGCGGAGUUCUGGUGCAGCCGUGUGGAGUGGAGCCCCAGGGAGGAGCAGUACCACCUGAGGGGAGUCAUGUCCCCCGACGAGUACCAUUCAGGGGUCAGCAACUCCGUGUACACCAACGUCCUGGUCCAGAACAGCCUUCGCUUUGCUGCCGCCCUGGCCCGGGACCUGGGGCUGCCCGUCCCCCGCCAGUGGCUGGCCGUGGCUGACAACAUCAAGGUGCCCUUUGAUGUGGAGCGGAACUUCCACCCGGAGUUCGAUGGAUAUGAGCCUGGAGAGACGGUGAAGCAGGCGGAUGUUGUGCUCCUGGGAUACCCCGUCCCCUUCUCCCUGAUUCCUGAGGUUCGAAGGAAAAACCUGGAGAUUUACGAGGCUGCGACAUCCCGCCAGGGCCCCGCCAUGACCUGGAGCAUGUUUGCCGUGGGCUGGAUGGAGCUGAAGGAGACGGCGCGGGCCCGGGACCUCCUGGACAGGAGCUUUGCCAACAUGGCUGAGCCCUUCAAGGUGUGGACGGAGAACUCGGACGGGUCAGGCGCUGUGAACUUCCUGACGGGCAUGGGGGGCUUCCUGCAGGCAGUGCUCUUCGGGUGCACGGGGUUCAGGCUCACCCGGUCGGGUGUGACCUUCGACCCUGUGUGCCCAUCGGGCAUCUCCAGAGUGAGCGUCUCCGGUAUCUUCUACCAGGGGAACAAGCUCAACUUCUCUUUCUCUGAGGACUCCGUGACCGUGGAGGUCACGGCCCGAGCGGCGCCCUGGGCUCCUCCUCUGGAGGCUGAGCUGUGGCCGUCCCAGGCCCGGCUCGCCCUGCCGCCAGGACGCAAGGCCUCCUUUCCCCGCUCAGCUGGCCGGAUACAAAGGUCACCCCCGAAGCUGCCUGGAAGCUCCUGCUCCGAAUUUCCUGGGAGGACUUUUUGAAGAUAUUAGGUACCUGCUCCAGAGCCCAAAGGGCCCCUCUGGGUCACCCUUGGUCCCUCCUGCCCCACUGAGUCACUCACCCUGGAACCUGCCCUUGAAUAAUCAGGAGCGUCGGCUUUAGAAAUGUCUCCUGGGCUUUCCCUGUGGCCACUCCUGCACCCACCCCUCCUGGACACCCUCAUAGCCUGCCAGCCAGGUGCUCAGGGAGAGUCCACGCUGCUUGGCCUGAAGUUCAAGGCUUUUUUACUCUACCCUGAACCCCUCCCCAGCCUAGACACCCGUGGGCUUCCCCAUGGCAUCCCCAUGCCGCAUCUGCCUGCCCUGUGGACGGAUGCCAUCACCCGCCAUCCCAGGGCACUGCCCCAAGCUCCCGAAGGCAGGGUCUGAGCCUGUACCACCUCUGGCCUCUCAUCCCCUUCUCCCUGAGUGCCUUGGUCACCGCGACCCACAGCUCUCUCUGCUGAGAGGGCAGAGAGGCAGCUGCAGAGCUGAGCGUGGGCAGCAGGGAUACGGGGUGUCAAGGAAGGGGCUCGGCCACCUUCAGAAUUCCCCAGGACUCUCAGGCGCAGCUUUGCCAAAAGGAACUUUUCACGUCACGCA
Messenger RNA from Saimiri boliviensis boliviensis (Bolivian squirrel monkey), 2938 nucleotides. It is a transcript of the gene PGGHG, whose product is annotated as protein-glucosylgalactosylhydroxylysine glucosidase. Gene Ontology annotation, biological process: carbohydrate metabolic process. Lineage: Eukaryota; Metazoa; Chordata; Mammalia; Primates; Cebidae. Gene Ontology annotation, cellular component: cytosol. The record is from RefSeq and is a predicted model, not a curated record. Gene Ontology annotation, molecular function: protein-glucosylgalactosylhydroxylysine glucosidase activity.